This is a messenger RNA of Octopus bimaculoides (California two-spot octopus), 3407 nucleotides long. RefSeq lists its product as uncharacterized. Lineage: Eukaryota; Metazoa; Mollusca; Cephalopoda; Octopoda; Octopodidae. The record is from RefSeq and is a predicted model, not a curated record. Gene Ontology annotation, cellular component: nucleus. Gene Ontology annotation, biological process: regulation of transcription by RNA polymerase II; cell differentiation. Gene Ontology annotation, molecular function: sequence-specific DNA binding; DNA-binding transcription factor activity, RNA polymerase II-specific.
ACUAGCUUUUAAGUGUUAGCACGAGUGCAAAGGAGUGUGAGUGUGUAUAUUUAUGUAAGCACUUCUAAUGAGCAAGAUUCAAAACUGAAAUUUAUCUUGCGAAGGUUCAGAGAAGCAGCGAUCCGAACCUUCAAAAACAAAAAAAAAAAAAAGAGGGAAAAAAUUGACACCUGUUAUUACUAUAACACAAAGUAUACGUUAAAGGUACUUACAAAGCUAUAUCAAAGAACAUACCCCACUAUAUCCCUCUCUCCCUCUUUUACAUAUACGCACACAUACGUUUAUGUAUACUAAUAUAUAUUUAUACACGCAACAAUGCCACACUAAAAUACCUUUUGAAACCGAAUUAGACUUCAAGAGACGCGGCAUCACAGCACAUAUGUUGCAAAUAUUGAACUCUUGUUGAUUCAGCAAUAUUUUAAUUCUCAUCAAACAUAUCGAUAAUGUGGAUAUAGUUAUUAUAAGCAGAUACACGACGUACGAGUACCAGGACAUUUCGCAGCCAGACCGUGUAAUUUUUGCCCUCAUCUGUCAAACUUAGAAGGGACUUAUUUUUUUGUCUCCUCUUGCUGGAUUUAUAUACUAAUCAGUACUUCAGUGUACUUUGUCUAUCAGACAGCCAUCCUAUGUAACAAGACUCUUUUUUGAUUGGCUGUAAUUAACAGUUUAAAUUUUAAUUGUUGAUUUGGGUCGAAGAAGAGCGUAAGAAGAUAAAUAUAACGGAUUGUGAUUACUAUAAAACUGAAGCGGAAUAUACAAGAGAGUCGACAUCAGAUCAAAAGAACACCCAGGCCACGAGAUGCAUUACUUAGAAAAUGGUAAUUAUACCCGAGUGUACCCCUUCAACAUCGGACGGAAAGAUAUAUUUCAUGGGUCUUCUACAGACCAAUCCUUAACAGGUCCAUAUACGAUGAUUCAAAGGACAUUUUGUGCUACUGGACUAGAAAAUUCAGUUCAGUUUGACCGAAAUCCACCGUCGUAUGAAGAACACAUGAAACGAUAUAAGCCAAUCAUGAAUCAAGUCGAUAAUUGCCAAAAACCAAUGAAACUUGAAUAUUCUCAGCAGAAUUCAACCUUCACCUCUGCUUCCAGCACCAUCGACAUGGUUGAUUCCUAUAAAAGAGAUUCAUAUGGCAUUUAUAAUCCAUAUUGUAAAUGUCGACCAGGCUUCUGCUACUGUUUGCGUUCAGGCAUCUACAACAGCAAAGCAGAUGAUGAUGAGGAGACGUAUCACGAUCUCAAAUCCUAUAUAUCUACAAGCGGCCAGGUUCAGUUAUGGCAGUUUUUACUUGAAUUGCUAUUGGAUGAUACGAAUACUUCUUGCAUCAAAUGGGACGGAGGUCGUGGAGAAUUCCGUAUGGUGGAUCCAGAAGAAGUUGCUCGAAAAUGGGGCAAAAGAAAGAACAAACCAAGUAUGAACUACGAUAAACUGAGCCGCGCUUUGCGUUAUUAUUACGAAAAGCAGAUUUUAUCAAAAGUUCAAGGCAAACGCUACACUUACAAAUUUAACUUCAAAAUGAUACAGCAGGCGCAGAAAUGCUCGUCUUCGACAGGAAGCGGAAGUGAUUCCGGUUCCCCUUAUCGGAGCCCAAGCAGCCCAUACAGCAUGGAUAUGUAUUCCUGUUAUGACGGAGCUGUCCCAAAUGUUGGCGGGUAUUCGAUCGUUCCGGACAACACAUACAACCAGCAGCCUGCAGUUGAUAUGCCCUACACAGCAGAUAACUAUCUAUCAUCAUAUAUAAAACAGAAUGUGAAUACAGCUUAUCAAGCAAACAUGGUGCCUUUAGAAAACACAUUCCCAGACACUUUAAUGCCAAUAACAGCAUCGACAAGCGAAACCAUGUAUGACACAUUCGGUUCACAAGCACAAUAUACAUAUUUGUAACAUUUAUUAAUAAUUAGUAAUAAAAUAUAUAUUUCCAAAACAAGAAAAAAAUCUACAUGAAUAUAAUAAAGGAAGUGAUAUGCAAUUUAUUUAAUAAAAUAGAUUUAUAUAAAUAACUUUCCAAAGGAAAGGAUAUAUAUAAAAGACAUAAACAUAUCUUUCUUUAUCCAGAAGGAUAUUUGAAUUAAAUUAAGUCAUUAUAUGCUCUCGUGAAACGGACUAUACACAAGAAAGUGUAAAUAUUAACUGAAAUAUCCGUGAACCUAAAUAAUAUCACUUGCGUGCAAACAAUCUAUUCCAAAAUGUGUCAAAAUGUAUUUUGUAGAAUUUUGCGAAAGAAAAUACAUUUUUAUCGUGUGUUAAGAAUUAUUUAUAAAUUAUGGCUCCAGCCAUAAGUUUGAACCUAAACUUGGUGAUGUAUUUCAUUGUAGUUCGUCGACAUGCAAAGAUCUGAAUUUAUCUACAGUUCAAAUUAAUAUUUGUAUCGCGUGGACGUUUUGUGUAUGUUCAUAUUUUAGAUCAAUUCAAAUAUCUGUGUGCAAUAUUGUACAGAAAUAGGCGCGAAUAAUUAGUAUUUUAAAAAAUAAUCAAUGAAGUUAAAUCCUCAGACACGUGAUUAGUUAACAUCAAUUAUUUAUUUUCUAAUUAUACCCAAAUCCAAAACUGGAAUAAAGUGGAUCGUUUCAAUCUCGUUAGAAUUGAAUUCGUGGGCAAAACUUCUUCGUCCCGCGAAAGUAUAACUUCGAGAGUAAGGAAUUUAGCCAGUUUGAUUUCAAAUAUAUCUUGAGUGAAAAUUGUAUCUACGAGAUUUCAUCUGGACCUAAUUGGGAAUAAUCACGUGACACAUUCGACCAAUUUGAAAUCAUGAAUUAGAAAAUGAAUUUAAAAAAAAAUAGUGGUUUUAAGAUUCAUUUCUAUGUCGUGUUGGAAAUAACUACCAUGUAAUUCCUUUAGGCGAUUGAUCUUUGUGUGAAUUAAUAGUACUAAUUCACACAAUUAAUUAGUGAAUUAAUUGUAUUAAUGUGUGAAAUAAUAGAAUUAAUUAUAUAAGAUGUCAAUAACUCAAGAGUUAAAUUUCCACAUAUUAAUAUAAAUAUGCUAAGAAACCUCUCCUGCUAUCAAUUCAAGAAGAUCAAGACAUUUCCAAGACCUUUAUUCAAAGACAUCACAAACCACAGCCGACUAAAAACGAAAUCUUUUCAAUUUACCCCAACUUUUAAGCUUCGGGAUUUCUAACGAUCUCUUAUAUAUCGAUCUCAUCUACAACGUUGCGAAAUUAGCAUCGUAAAGACUAUAACACUGAUCCUCUAUAAAACUGAAGUGUGACUUCAAUUUCAUUGUUGUGUACAAAUUUUGCUCAACUAACAAUUGAACAAUUUUCCGAUCAAACUUUUUUUUCUACAAUCGAGCAAAAAUCCCUUACGAUUAAUUUUGUUUCAUGCAGAGCAUAGAUGUUGAAUGUAAACAUCAAGCACAUCAAUCUCAUUUAUUAAAAAAAAAAAAAAAAUUAUAAAAUCUACGA